This is a messenger RNA of Lindgomyces ingoldianus, 1741 nucleotides long. Its product is annotated as PLP-dependent transferase. Gene Ontology annotation, molecular function: serine C-palmitoyltransferase activity; pyridoxal phosphate binding. Lineage: Eukaryota; Fungi; Ascomycota; Dothideomycetes; Pleosporales; Lindgomycetaceae. The record is from RefSeq and is a predicted model, not a curated record. Gene Ontology annotation, biological process: ceramide biosynthetic process; sphingosine biosynthetic process. Bases 58 to 1590 code for a protein of 510 amino acids. Gene Ontology annotation, cellular component: endoplasmic reticulum. The transcript has 5 exons.
UUUUAAUCUUCCCAGUCUGAAGGCUUCUUUCCCGCGAACUUACAUAUCUGAUCUACCAUGGACCUCAAUGAAGCACAGAGUACUAUAGUGCGCCUCUUUAGCGACGCCAAUGUGCAAUUUCACAAGAUGCCUGGGUCUGCCAUCAUCCUGAGAUAUAUCAAGUCGAGUUACCAAAAUGACCCUGUUCGUUCUGCAAUCGAACUCUUCCUUUUCCUUUUCGCAGUGCGGUAUUUGUUGGCUCCGACGUACUCAACGCAGAAGAAGAAGCAUGUUGCUUUGACCGAGGAGGAGAUCGAUGAGUUAGUUGAAGACUGGACGCCUGAGCCUCUAGUAGCUGCACCUACACCAUCAGAGCAGUUGGAGAACGAGAAGCGCCCGGUCAUUGUUGGGCCUUCGGGACCAAAGUCGAAGCUGUCGACUGGCCGAACCGUAACGAACCUGGCAUCCUAUAACUUUUACAAUUUCGUGGCAAAUGAGAGCUUGAAAGAAAAGGCUAUACAGACGCUUCGGACAUAUGGCGUGGGACCAUGCGGACCGCCUGGUUUCUACGGAACGCAGGACGUGCACAUGAAGACAGAAGCAGACGUUGCGGCACACCUUGGGACACCGGCCUGUAUUGUCUACGCGCAGUCAUUUUCGACUAUCUCCAGUGUUAUCCCCUCCUUCUCCAAACGUGGCGACAUUAUCGUGGCCGAUAAGUCAGUGAAUUACGCGGUGCGGAAAGGCAUUCAGAUUUCACGAAGCACGGUCCGAUGGUACGAACACAAUGACAUGGAAGAUUUGGAGAAGGUUCUUCAGCGAGUCACCAAAGAGCAGGCGAAGAAACCCCUAACCAGGCGCUUCAUCAUCACAGAAGGUCUGUUUGAGAAUGUGGGUGACGUGGUCAACCUGCCUAAGCUUAUUGAGCUUAAGCUUCGUUUCAAAUUCCGACUCAUCCUCGACGAAACAUGGUCAUACGGUGUGCUUGGCAGAACUGGACGCGGUGUAACCGAAGCACAAAACGUGGAUGCCACGGAAGUCGAUAUGAUCAUUGGCUCCCUAUCUGGACCUCUCUGUGCUGCUGGUGGAUUCUGCGCCGGAACUGAGGAAGUUGUUGAGCACCAACGUAUCUCCUCCGCGUCUUAUACCUAUUCCGCUGCGUUGCCUGCGAUGUUAGCAACCACGGCUAGCGAGACAAUAUCAAUGCUGCAGGAGCAGCCCGAGAUACUAACCGGCCUACGAGAUAACAUCAAGGCGAUGCGAGCACAGCUGGAUCCUCGAAGCGAUUGGGUUAAAUGUUCUAGCUCCGUGGACAAUCCGAUGAUGUUACUUGUUUUGAAGCCUGAAGUCAUAGCGUCUAAGAACUUUACCCUUCAGGAUCAAAGUCAGUUGUUUCAGGAUAUUGUGGAUGAGUGUGUUGCUAAUGGCGUUUUAAUCACCCGACUGAAGAAUAUGCCUCUAGCUCUUGGAACAAACCCUCGAGAUCAAGGCUGGCAGCCUCAACCAGCUCUCAAAGUCUGCGUCACAUCCGGUCUGACGAAGAAAGAGACUGAGAAAGCUGGCAUUAUUAUAAGGCAUGCCAUCACCAAGAUUAUUACAAGGCGAAAAUAGUUUGUUUUUGGAGCAUGCUUCAUAUCAUUACACUAUUAGCGCAUGGAAGGCGUUCACGGCGCCGUCAGAGGCAACCGGAGGGGUUUUAGAUUUGGGGUGGCAUUUUCCCUUUGUAGACAACACCUCCUAAUGCUUAAUACUAAUAUCCUCC